AAGACGCGACGUGCCUUUGAACGCGGGCCUCUCAUUAUUCCCACCCCACACCCGAGGCGUCGUGAACAUUGCAAAUCAACAAAUGAUAAUUACUUUUACUGUUUAAUUGGUGAGCGCCAUUUUUUGCUCACCGCUGCAGCAAUUUGUUGCAAAAAAUGCCUGCUGCAACUUUACCUGCCCCGAAACGGGUGUUGGGAGAUAGCACCAAUAACAAACAGAACGUUGCUUCAUCUCCAAGUGCUGCCAAGAAAAGAAAAUUGGACGCAUCCAGUGGACAGUUCAAACAUCCUCAGAAUGGAGGCAAGCUUGGAUCAAGUCAACCUAAGAGUCAAUUCGAGGAGGAAGUGCUGGAAAAACUGACCCAGGAUAUCAACGGUUUGAAGCAGAAGAAUGCGGAAAGAGAUCAGCAAUGGGACCGUCCAGAUCUUGGUGACUUUGACCCAGCACACGACAAUCUCAUUUUCCAGCAGAUAGAAGCUGAAGAAGGUUCACUUCAUGGCGGGAAAACAACUGUCAAAUUAUUUGGUGUCACAGAGAGAGGAAAUUCAGUCCUGCUUCAUGUCACCGACUUCUUACAUUACCUAUAUGUUGCCGCGCCUGUCUCGUUUGGUCCAGUUGACUGCGAGGGAUUCAAGGCCUACCUGGAGACACAGUUGGCGCAGCAUCAGCCGACGAUAUACUCAGUGCAGAUGCUCAUGCGGGAGAAUCUGUUCGGCUUUCAAGGCAAUCAGAAGAGUCCUUACCUGAAGAUUACGGUUACCGAUCCUAAAUAUAUCAAUCGGCUACGAACGACCAUUGAGACGGGUGCGGCAAAUUACAAGGGCCUGUGGAAGGGGGUUGAAGGUGGCAUAUUGACCUUUGACAGCAUCGAAUAUGUGCUUCGGUUUAUGAUUGAUACCAAGAUUUCUGGCAUGUCUUGGGUCGAAGCACCGGCUUCCAAGUAUCAUCUCAUUCCCGAACGUGAUAGGCAAUCAAAUUGCCAAGUUGAGGCUUUCAUCCACUUUCGAGACCUUAUCGCGCACGCAAACGACGGAGAAUGGCUGAAGAUGGCCCCUCUUCGUAUCCUUUCGUUUGAUAUCGAGUGCGCGGGUCGCAAAGGUAUCUUUCCAGAAGCCAAUGUCGACCCGGUGAUCCAAAUUGCCAAUGUUGUCACCAAGUACGGAGAGGAUAAGCCGUUUGUGCGAAAUGUCUUCUGCCUUGACACCUGCAGUCUGAUCGUCAACACACAAAUUUUUGAGUUUGACGCGGAGGAGAAGAUGUUAAUGGCAUGGCGGGAUUUUGUCAACCAGGUCGAUCCCGACGUCAUAAUUGGCUAUAACAUUUCCAACUUCGAUUUCCCGUACCUGCUGGAUAGAGCGAGACAUCUAAAGUGCUCAAAAUUUCCUUACCUGUCGCGACUCAACAGUGUGUUAUCACAUGCCAAAGAUACCAACUUUUCGAGCAAGCAAAUGGGAAAUCGAGAUACAAAGUCAACAAACACGAACGGGCGACUUCAACUCGAUCUUCUUCAGCUCGUUCAGCGUGAUCAUCAGCUGCGUAGUUAUACGCUCAAUUCGGUCUGUGCGCAUUUCUUGGGCGAGCAAAAGGAAGAUGUGCAUCACACAAUGAUCACAGAGCUUUUCAACGGCACACCGGAAUCACGACGAAGAUUGGCAGUCUACUGUUUAAAAGACGCUUACCUGCCGCAGCGGCUCAUGGACAAGUUAAUGUGUCUUGUCAAUUAUACUGAAAUGGCGAGAGUCACGGGAGUGCCAUUCAACUAUCUAUUGUCACGAGGUCAGCAGGUGAAGUUCAUCAGUCAACUUUUUAGAAAAGCGCUAGAGCAGCAGCUUGUCAUUCCGAACCUAAAGAGGGAGGGCUCCGAAGACCAGUACGAAGGCGCCACUGUCAUUGAGCCCAGUAGAGGGUACUACGACGUUCCGAUUGCUACCCUCGAUUUCGCGUCUCUUUACCCAAGUAUCAUUCAGGCCCACAAUCUCUGCUACACGACGCUGUUAAACAAGACGAGCGUGGAGAAACUCAACCUACAAAAGGAUGAGGACUAUAUCGUCACGCCCAACGGAGACAUGUUUGCCACCGCCAAAGUCCGCAAGGGCCUUUUGACACAGAUUCUCGAGGAACUUUUGACUGCCCGAAAAAUGGCAAGGAAAGAGUUGGCAGUGGAAAAGGAUCCUUUCAAAAAAGCUGUCUUGAACGGUCGUCAGUUGGCCUUGAAGAUCAGUGCCAACAGUGUUUACGGUAUUACUGGCGCAACAGUUGGAAAGCUCCCAUGUCUGGCCAUUGCUAGUAGUACGACCAGUUACGGACGACAAAUGAUUGAGAAGACCAAGGACGAAGUCGAGAAGCGGUACACCAUUGCCAACGGUUAUUCGCAUGAUGCUCAAGUCAUUUACGGAGAUACCGAUUCCGUUAUGGUCAAGUUUGGACCAAAAGAGCUCGAAAAGGCCAUGGAAAUGGGUCAGGAUGCCGCAGAAUAUGUAUCGUCGAAAUUCGUCAAGCCCAUCAAGCUCGAGUUCGAAAAGGUGUAUUUUCCGUAUCUCUUGAUUAACAAGAAACGAUAUGCCGGAUUAUUCUGGACCAACCCGAAUAAAUACGACAAGAUGGACAGCAAAGGAAUCGAAACAGUCCGACGCGACAAUUGCCGGCUGGUGCAAAAUGUCAUUGAGACGGUAUUGCGUAAGAUUCUGAUAGACCAGGACGUUCAGGGCGCGCAAGACUACGUCAAAGACACCAUUUCAGACCUCCUUCAAAACAAAAUCGACAUGUCGAAAUUGGUCAUUACCAAGGCGCUGUCCAAGAGCGACUACACCGCCAAGCAAGCUCACGUCGAACUCGCCGAGCGCAUGAAGAAGCGUGAUGCAGGAUCAGCUCCGACACUUGGUGACCGUGUUGCCUAUGUCAUUGUCAAAGGCGCCGGCGGAUCCAAAAACUACGAGCGGUCCGAGGACCCCAUGUUUGUUCUCGAGAACAACUUGCCCAUCGACACGAAAUACUACCUUGACAACCAACUAGCCAAACCACUUGGCCGUAUCUUCGAGCCCAUCUUGGGCGAAAAGAAAGCCGGUCAACUCCUCACUGGCGAGCACACGCGAUCUAUUUCCGUUGCGGCUCCCACCGUCGGCGGACUCAUGCGUUUCGCAAAGAAGACCCAGACUUGCUUGGGCUGUAAAAAGCCACUGGUCGGCAAAGAAGAAAGCGAAGGUGCCGUGUGUGCUGACGAUCGUCCCCGUAUCGGCGAACUCUACCAGCGGUCGCUCCAAAAAGUGUCCGAUCUCGAAGUCCGCUUCGGCCGCCUCUGGACUCAAUGCCAGCGCUGCCAAGGAAGUAUGCACUGCGAGGUCAUCUGUAGUAGUCGCGAUUGUCCCAUUUUCUAUAUGCGCAUGAAGGCGAAGAAGGACGUGGAAGACGGAGGCAAGGAACUAGCGAGAUUCGAUCGAGACAUUGCCGCCUGGUGAUCAAUUUGUCUCGUGUCUGUCCUUUUUAAUCCUUUGAUCAAGGCUUUUCUUCGUUGAUGAGACUGGGCCAGGCGUUGCGGACGGAGAACAUGCGGUACAACCUCAACGCACUGGUUCGGGUGCUCCUGUGUCAUCAUUCUCUUAUGCGUUUUUUGUCUCCUCACUCAUGCUCCUUUGUUUUUCGUAUAUAGUAAGCGCCUAAGCAGGGCCGCACUUUGUCAUUAUACCAGCAUUACGGGCGUUGUAUCGGGUCGAAGGCCAGGAAAUAGGGAUAAUGAUUUGACUAAUAUGG
Xylona heveae TC161 is the source of this 3747-nucleotide messenger RNA. RefSeq lists its product as hypothetical. Gene Ontology annotation, molecular function: nucleotide binding; 3'-5'-DNA exonuclease activity; DNA binding. Bases 156 to 3455 code for a protein of 1099 amino acids. Gene Ontology annotation, biological process: DNA replication proofreading; nucleotide-excision repair, DNA gap filling; DNA-templated DNA replication. Lineage: Eukaryota; Fungi; Ascomycota; Xylonomycetes; Xylonales; Xylonaceae. The record is from RefSeq and is a predicted model, not a curated record. The transcript is spliced from 4 exons. Gene Ontology annotation, cellular component: delta DNA polymerase complex.